AUGGGCAACGGCCUCUCCCCUUGUCUGUGCCCCAGGGCCGCGCACGGCGGCGAGGCGGCGCGGCUGGUGUUCUGGGGCGGGUCGGCGAGGAUGGCCGACGAGCGGCGGUCCAUCACCGCCGGGGACGUCACGGCGGAGCUCCCCGACCAGCACCUCGUCUGCGCCGGGGACUCCUUCUUCAUCGGCCUGCCGGUCCCGGUGCUGUCUCCGAGCGAGCGGCUCGUGUCCGGGCGCACCUACUUCGUGCUCCCCGCGGCACGCUUCUCGUGCGGCCAGGCGCUCACCGCCGCGACGCUCGCCAAGCUCUCGCCGUCGUCCUCCGCCGCGAAGGUGCCCCUCGCCGGCGGCGCGGCGUCCCCGUUCGAGUACGUCACGGGCUCCGACGGCGCGCCGCUCAUCAGGAUCCUGCCCGAGUUCAUCGAGAAGGUGAUAACGUCGUGCGGCGGCGGCGGCAAGUGUGGCACCCCGGCGGCGGAGCAGCUGUGCAGCACGCCGGAGCUGAGGAAGCACUACAUGCAGCUUGUGGGGGCGCGAGCGGAGAGGCCGUGGUCGCCGGGGCUUGAGACAAAUACCGAGGCCGAGAAGAGGAGGAGGAUGCCGUCGCCGGUGAGGCUGGUUGGGCUGGCAAAGGCUUCUUCAAGAUAG
Messenger RNA from Miscanthus lutarioriparius, 645 nucleotides. The record is from the annotation of a GenBank genome assembly. NCBI's taxonomy places the organism in Eukaryota, Viridiplantae, Streptophyta, Magnoliopsida, Poales, Poaceae.